CCAGGUGGGCACAGCGAUACUCCGCAACUGCUGGAAACAAACUGUGUUUACUUGUGCGGACGGAAGCCGAGCGGCUGCUGGUUUUUGGUGGGAGAUAUGGCGUUGACUCUGCUAAGCGAAGGGUCCGUGGCUGAAGAGGCAGCGGGACCGGCCGAGGAAGUGGAGGAUAAAGUAGCGGCGGCAGCCGCCACGCUGGAGACGCCUGGUUGCUCCGGGGCGGGUGCUCGUUACGAACAGGGGAGCCGCUCUGAAUCCAGCUGUGGAGGUAACGAAGAGAUGGAGGAUGAGGAAGAGGUGAUGGAGGAAGGGACUGCAGGAGGGGGAGCCGCAGCUCUCUUCGGAGGAUUUGGCACGGAAGAGGGCGAAACGGAUUGCGACGAGGAGGACGAGCGCAUGAUUAAUCUUUCUGAACUGGUACCAUAUAUCAUGUGUUCCAUCUGCAAGGGGUAUUUCAUAGAUGCCACAACCAUCACAGAAUGUCUUCACACAUUUUGUAAAAGCUGCAUAGUAAGACAUUUUUACUACAGUAACAGAUGUCCAAAAUGCAACAUUGUAGUACAUCAGACACAGCCGCUUUAUAAUAUCAGACUAGAUCGACAAUUACAAGACAUAGUAUAUAAAUUAGUUGUCAACUUGGAAGAAAGAGAAAAAAAGAGAAUGCAUGAUUUUUACAGAGAAAGAGGCUUAGAAAUACCCAAGCUUGCUGCACCCCAGCCAAUGCCCUUGGGGAGGGGGAGACCCCGCAAGGCUGUAGGAUCUGUAUUCCGUAUUCCUCCAGAACUUGACAUGUCACUUCUUCUGGAAUUUAUUGGCCACUGGAAAAGAAGUUUGUACGUGUUUCAGGAGAGGCAACAAUUGGACAUGUGGAAAAAUUCCUCAGAAGAAAGAUGGAUCUUGAUCCUGGCUGUCAGGUUGACAUAAUAUGUGGUGAUCACUUGCUGGAACAGUAUCAGACUCUAAGGGAAAUCCAAAAUGCUCUAGGGAAGAGUGCAGUGCAG
Messenger RNA from Thamnophis sirtalis, 998 nucleotides. The record is from RefSeq and is a predicted model, not a curated record. Lineage: Eukaryota; Metazoa; Chordata; Lepidosauria; Squamata; Natricidae.